Molecule: messenger RNA, 875 nt
Organism: Diabrotica balteata
Lineage: Eukaryota; Metazoa; Arthropoda; Insecta; Coleoptera; Chrysomelidae
Source: the annotation of a GenBank genome assembly
GGCAGAGUUCAAGUGAAAUUCGAGAAAAUGUAUCCGGUUCCGGAGUUCUUUCCUGUCGUGGAAAUAUUGCAUACAUUUGCAAUGUGUUUUUUGCCUGUUUGUAUUAUACUCAAAGGAAAUUGUUCAGAUGUGUCUGGCAAAACACAGCUACUGCAAGCAAUGGUGGUCAUCACUAGGUAUGUACAUCCCUACGCUAUAGAAGGCUAUGCCGAUUGGACGUCAAUGACCAAAGGAAUGCAAAUGACGGCAACAAUAUUUACUGUAUUUAUAAUUUUUGUGGUUAUGGAUAGCUAUGACAUUAAAUCCGAUAUUUUCACGGCAGAACUGUUGGUAUUUACAGCGAUGUAUUUGGCUCUUCUCUUUCCUAUAAAAAUGGAUUCGUAUUGGAUUCUGUGGCAGUUCAGUGAAUACCUCGAAGCAGUGUCUCUACUUCCGCAGGUGUACCUGGUUAUAAAAAUUCAGAAUAUCAGCAUGGGGACCGCUGUCUUUAUGACGUUUAUGGCAAUAUCAAAGCUUUUUUACAUUUUCAUGUGGUUAAUAUCUCACAAUACGAAAAUUGAAUUAUUUUAUGUAACCCAUAUAUCUGCUAUAAUUCAUGUCGGAAUAUUUAUCGCUUUCUUGAUUUUGGGUGUAUGUACAGCUUCAGCAAACACCAGCAAACCAAAAAGUGGUAAAAUUGGAUAUGCGGUUGUUGAUAUUGAAAAUGUGGUUAAGAAUAUAACACAGAAACCUGAAAAGAAGGAUAAAGUCUCGGAUCGUACACCCUUAAUUUUGUACUCUGCCAAUAAUUAACAAAAAAUCUUUCAGUUUAAUAUAUUUGUGAUAUAUAAUAAGUAUGUAUGCCUUUAUUUUAGUAAAUAAAAAGUGUUUUAUAU